AUGGCUUCCCACACUGCUUCUGACCAGGAUCUGAUCAACGAGCGUUCCGGCACCUCAGCUGGCGGCAGUAGCCCUGCCUCUGCUGGUUCCCCGACCUCUCCUGACAUGGGUCCCGAGUACCACUCUCCUCAGUUCCAUCCUCCUCACUCUCAUGCCGACGUCGAGCAAGAGACCCGCGAGCACCACCAGCCUCACGUCCAGCGUCGUCUUACCAACAACUACGAGCAGGCUCUCAGAGACCGUGCUGCUGCCACUGGCAAGCAAGAGCACAUUGACGCCAUCAACGAUGCCAUCCGCAGUGACCCCAAUGGCCCCGAAGUCGGUCCCGCCCUUCACCCUGGCAGACAGCCCAGCUUCAAGCUGAGCGACCAGAAGAGAGCCGCCAUGGAGCACAUCUUCAACAACGACCCCAGAGGUCCCGGCUACACCUCUUCCGCCUCCAAGAAGUAG
Messenger RNA from Aureobasidium namibiae CBS 147.97, 450 nucleotides. RefSeq lists its product as uncharacterized. The record is from RefSeq and is a predicted model, not a curated record. The coding region runs from base 1 to 450 and encodes 149 amino acids. Lineage: Eukaryota; Fungi; Ascomycota; Dothideomycetes; Dothideales; Saccotheciaceae. The transcript has a single exon.